This is a messenger RNA of Vigna radiata var. radiata (mung bean), 2541 nucleotides long. Its product is annotated as zeaxanthin epoxidase, chloroplastic-like. The record is from RefSeq and is a predicted model, not a curated record. The transcript has 8 exons. Bases 885 to 2237 code for a protein of 450 amino acids. Gene Ontology annotation, molecular function: FAD binding. NCBI's taxonomy places the organism in Eukaryota, Viridiplantae, Streptophyta, Magnoliopsida, Fabales, Fabaceae.
AUGUCAUUAUAAAAUUUUGAUUUUUUUUUUCAUUUUUCCGAAAAAUUAAAAUAACUAUUGUGUGUCUCUAAUAUUCGUUUAGAUAUAUAAAUAGUAUUUAUUUUAAUAUUUUUUUAAAAAUUACCCGAUAUUGUUGUCUCAUAACAAAUGGGUGUCUCAUGGAAUAGGCAAAACAUCUCUUAUUCUAACAGAAGCAAUUAUUAAGUAUCAUAUAACAUUAAAAUAUAAAAAAGAAAUACUAAUGUUAAAAGAUGAUAGACGAAUUUUUUUACAGAAAUUAAAAUAAGAAAAUUAGUCGUAGGAGAAACUAAAAAUAUCUUGAAGUGGAAAGUGGAAGGGGAAUGAAUAUCUGUUUAUUUAGAUAGUGUUUGUGUAUAAAGUUGAAUACGUGUUUGGCACAACACUAUUUAUAUAUUAAUUUGUCCUUCAAAAACGAUGUGAUUAUCUUAAGGAAAAAGUGAUUUUAUUUAAAAGCUCGUAUAUGUUUUAAAGAGCUUAUUAAAAUGCUAGUAAUUAUUGCAUUAAUUUGUGAUGUUAAUGAAGCAUACAAAAUCUCCACACUUUUAAAAUAUUAGUUGCAGGAAAAAUUCUCACAUAUUUGAUAUUUUUUAUACCAUUCUAAAAGGACUCUUUUUAAUUAAGAUAUAUACGUAUAUAUAAAUUCUUGUCAAACUCUUUUUAUACUAGAUUUGGGACAUUGUUUGUGUCCGAACAUUAAAGAGUUGAAGUGUGGCUUAUUUAUGUGUGAGCAUCAGAAAAAAAACUGGCAGAGCGCACUAUGGCUGCUAAUACAGUACUUGUUGAAGCAGAAGAAAGAUACUGUUUUUGGUUAGCAAAAGUGAUCAGAAAUUGAACUUUCACUUCUUCCAAUCCAUUACUGAUCAAUGGCUUCUGUGCAAAUCCUGUGUGCAUGCACAAGUAGUAGCCAUGUUCAACACCAGGGUUCAAUCAGAUACAGAUAUGGAUACCCCAGUGAGAAGAUGAAUGGGAGAAGGUGUUCAGUUAGAGUUGAAGGUGGGAACGGAAUGGUUGUUCCGAGUUCAGAGGAAGAGAAGAGGAAGCUGAGAGUGUUGGUGGCUGGUGGAGGCAUUGGUGGCCUUGUUUUGGCUCUGGCUGCAAAGCACAAAGGGUAUGCAGUGAAGGUGUUUGAGAAGGAUUUAAGUGCUGUUAGAGGUGAAGGUAGGCACAGAGGCCCAAUUCAACUCUUGAGCAGUGCCCUUGCUGUGCUGGAAGCCAUCGAUCAGAGUGUUGCAUGGAAGAUAAAGGAGGCUGGCUGUGUCACUGCCAAUAGGACUAAUGGCUUUGCUGAUGGUUUAUCUGGAGAAUGGUUCGGUGAGUUUGAUCUUUUGACUCCUGCUUCAAGGAAGAGGCUUCCUCUUACCCUAGUCAUAUGUAGGAUGACACUGCAAGAUAUAUUAGUCAAUGCAGUUGGUCCAAAGAUACUAAGAAACAAAUCUAAAGUUGUGGAUUUUAUUCAGGAACCUAGCAAGGUUAGAGUGAUCCUUGAAAAUGGUGAGCAACAUGAUGGUGAUAUCUUAAUAGGAGCAGAUGGAAUAUGGUCAGAAGUUCGUUCGAAACUCUUUGGGCGCCAAGAAGCAAAUUACUCAGGUUUCACAAGCUAUAGUGGAUUAACAAGUUAUGUACCACCGUAUAUUCAUACAAUUGGGUAUCGAGUGUUCUUGGGCAUGAACCAGUACUUUGUUGCUUCAGAUGUUGGCCAUGGAAAGAUGCAAUGGUAUGCUUUCCAUGCGGAACCCCCAUCAAAUGAUCCUUUCCUAGAAGCAGGUAAGAAGAAGAGGCUUUUGGAUCUCUUUGGUAAUUGGUGCAAUGAAGUGAUUACAUUAAUAUCAGAAACACCAGAGAAUAUGAUUCUGCAGAGGGAUAUAUAUGACAGAGACAUGAUCAACACUUGGGGAAUUGAUAGAGUGACUUUGUUGGGUGAUGCAGCUCAUCCAAUGCAACCAAAUCUUGGUCAAGGGGGUUGCAUGGCAAUAGAGGACUCUUACCAAUUGAUACUUGAGCUUGACAAGAUUGCUAAACAUGAUCCUGAUGAGUCUGAAGUUAUCUCAGCCCUUAGAAGAUAUGAGAAGAAAAGAAUUCCAAGGGUAAGGGUGUUACACACAGCUAGCAGAAUGGCAUCAAAAAUGCUAGUCAACUAUCAACCCUACAUUGAAUUUAAAUUUUGGCCCCUAUCAGUAUGUCUUCUCUUCAUCUUCGUUCCUGCAGAAUUUAUUUGAGACAAAGUUUAGAUGCAGUUUCUUAUGUUCUUUCAAUGUUGUUCUCCAAGUAGAAUCAAAGUUUCAACUUGAUAGUUCAUAGAGGAACCUUUACAUUAAAGCUCAUAGUACCUUAUGCAGGCAAUUGUUCCCACAAGACUUUUUUUCAUUCCAACAUGUUUAAUAAUUUGUUUUUGGCCUCCUAGGACAAUUUUCUUAAAUGAAUGUAAAAGGAUAUAAUAGAGAACAAUUUGGAACUGAUUUUACCCUUUUUCUAACAAUAUACUCACUGACACAAAAGGUAACAUUUCAAAACAGAUAAACA